Molecule: messenger RNA, 2095 nt
Organism: Diaporthe batatas
Lineage: Eukaryota; Fungi; Ascomycota; Sordariomycetes; Diaporthales; Diaporthaceae
Exons: 2
Coding region: 425-1621 (398 amino acids)
Source: RefSeq, a predicted model, not a curated record
GGCCCAGGCACCAUUCGAGAUGCCAAACGGCCCUGGGACAGAGAGCCCAAUACGCCGUCACAACGAGGGCAGCAGCUGAGGUCUUGAAGCCCAACCUGGCCAAAACCUUGGCCCUGUCGGUGUCGCAUUCCCAGUUGGGCAACCCAAGGCCCUCCCGAAAUUCCCAUCGGGCAUUAACGACGGGUGGAGCAGCCGAGAAAGGAUUGACAGGGUGAGUCCCGGCUCAAACAAAAUGAGAUAUCAAGGAGCCGUUGCACGACAAAACCGCAGCCGCCGCUUCCUCCUCCCAGCUCGACUGCAUCCCUCAAGCGAUUCGUUCAUUCACUCCUUUGUUUGUUUUCCCCUCUGAUCAGAGGCUUCCAGGCUGCGCAGGCGGGCAGAGACGGGAAUACACCAGCCCCAAGGAAAAGCGGCGCGGGACGCAAUGGCAAUGGUGACAUUGGCAGAGAUGGAGAAGGCGGCCUGCUGCAUGAUCCAGGUCAUCAAGGACACCCCCGACCUGAGGACCACCAAGCUGGCCAUCUCAGGAGACAUGGCCAUCCGGAAGUACCUGCCAGAGUAUGGCCACCAACACGCAGGACAAAGCAUUGAUCUCAUCGUCAACUCGUCCACCUCGGCCAGUCUGCUCAGGAAGAAGCUGCUGCAACACCCAAUGUCUCCGGUCGUUGAGUCAUCCCAGAUUCUGUACUACCAGAUCUCCUCACCGCCAUCCUCACCGCCGGCCACCUCGUCAAGGCCGCGGCCUGCCUCACCGGCAUCAGGCUUCGAGGUCCGCAUCACGCCCGAGAUGCUGUGUCCUUUCCUCCCCAGCGCGGCAAAGCCAGCCAGCGAGAUCCAGCCGACCCCCGAGCAGCUGCCCUACAUCUCGCUCGAGGACCUGAUCGUCUUCAAGAUGGAUGCCUGCGGCCUCCGCGACUCCACCCAGAGCAAGCAGACCGAGGUGCGCCACGCCGCCGCGCUCCUCGAGCUGGCCACGGAGCACAGCGCCCUGUCGCUCAACGAUGACCAGGCCCGCAUGGUCGAGGAGAGCCUGGCAGAUGUGCUCCGCCACGCCCCGUCCGACAAGCAGUCCAAGGCCUGGUGGCAGUCCCGGCUCAACGGCACCUGCGACCCAGACGCCCGCAAGCCCGUCAAGGAGGUCCUGACCGACAUGCUCGAGAACAUGAGCCUGGACGAGGCCGCCAAGAAGUCGCCCUCAGACUCCGGCUCUCGCGGCAUCCUCGGCCGGACUUCCAGCUCGAGCUCAAAGACCUCCCUCACCUCCAUGACCUCGGGGUCCUCGGCCAGCUCGCCGAUGAGCCCGACCACGCCGUCCUUCCCGCCGCCCCACUCGCGCACCGCCUCCAAGGACCUCAACGUGCAGACCACCGGCCCCAUGCGGCCGCGCAAGUUCAGCACCUCUCAGAACAGCCCCGUCAAGAUGUCUCACUCCCGCAAGAAGAGCGUCGACCAGGGGAGGCCCGCCAGACACAGCCAGAUCCUGGGCAGCCUGCCCAGCGGCAACAUCGCUCACAACGCCCUCCUCGACGACGGCCUUCACGCCUCCCCCGGGCUGGCCCUGACCGCGAGGUUCGAGUCCACCCCCGAGGACGGGAAGCUCAUGACCGGUUCCUACUUCUGAUGCCUUUUCAGGCCCUCUCUUUUAUAUUCUUCCCCCCCCCUCUUGGUUCCACGCCCACAUCCGGGCACAAGCAUAUUUCCUAGGUCUUUGUCUUUAACAGCGAGCAUCCUUUCAUCAAGCGUCUCAUGUAAAUUUCAAAAUGUUUUCUGGGUAUAGGCACGUCGGGUUCGAAAAAGUUCUUUGCAUCUUCUAUCAUGGUUUCCUGCAGCUGUUUUGUUUCAUCUUGCUAUACCACAAAUACCCAUAUAGAUUGGUCUCUUGGUUUUGGUCUGGGUUUGGAUUGGACAAAAAGCUGCAUAGCUGGACUCGAAUUUCUUUUGUGUUCACGAAACCACAAUGUAAUGUAUCAUCUUGUAUCAUCUUGUAUUAUUGUACUGCGUUAUAGAUACUGCUGGGACUUCCCCUUAAAAACAUCUCUUUUGUCUUUUUUUAUUACAAAAACAAAGCCCUUGUUGCAUUCGCCUUGCGAUAAUC